UUAGUUUUAUUCAAAUGACUUAAGUACUUGUUAAGAAUACAUAAUUUUAUAAAAAUAAAGGUUUUAAAGGGUUUUUAAUUCACCAGGAGAUACGAUGUCGAUCUCUGAUUUGUUUGGUCUUAGUUCACCAAGAGGAUUACUUGGAAAUUUUUAUGGAAACGGCAGACUAUCAACACCAUCAACUAACAUUCCAUUCAAUGCUGAUGAUAAAUACCUUGGUGGAUCAUCUGAUAACGCAUUUGCUCCUCUGAGAGGUGCCCAGAGAGGCCUUCUGCCAUCAGGAGUUCCCAUUAGUCCUUACAAUAAUGGACGUAAUAUUCGCAGCACUUCUUUGAGUGAUAGCAAUGGCAGUAAUAGUCCGGGUGUCAGUGAUACCAACAGUAACAACAAUAAUUCACGUUCAAACACUCCUGAAGUAGACACAAGUAUACUGUCAACACCCGAUGAAAAUAUCAAUGAGAAUACAUUUUCUUUGGGAGAACUCGAUUUAAACAGUCUCCAAAAUUUACAGACGAUUCAAUAUUUGAAAUAUUUGCAAACUCCUCCUGCAGUUCUUAAUUCCCUACUGCCACCAUGUGCUCGCCAUGCUGCCCAGUCGGUUUUGAAAAAAUACAAUAAUGCUAGCCCAUUGAAUUUGGUCGGUCACACCCAAGACCUUCAGCUUGACAGAAUUGCCCGCUUUCAUCGUACGGCUGCUUCUGUCUUCGAUGCCACCUGCACAUGGAGUGGAGUGUUGCCGCCGCGUACGACCAAACCGAUUGGUUAUUCAAGCAAAGUGUUCCUGGGAGGUGUUCCGUGGGACAUUUCCGAACAGUUGCUCGUCCAAACGUUCAAACCUUUCGGGAAUAUACGUGUUGAGUGGCCGGGGAAAGAGAAACAGGCUUCCCAACCCCGUGGUUACGUCUAUAUAAUAUUCGAGUCGGAGAAGAAUGUGAGAGCACUGUUGCAAGCAUGUUCCAGCGAUCCAAACAAUUCGGGAAACUGGUUCUUCAAGAUAUCUUCCAAAAGGAUGCGUUCUAAGGAGGUUCAGAUAAUUCCCUGGAUUUUAAACGACUCCAACUACACCAAGUCUACGUCUCAAAAAUUGGAUCCAAGCAAGACUGUUUUCGUUGGUGCACUUCACGGCAUGCUGAACGCUGAGGGUUUGGCCAAAAUAAUGAACGAUCUGUUCGACGGUGUCGUCUAUGCUGGCAUAGACACAGACAAGUACAAGUAUCCGAUUGGAUCUGGUCGAGUCACAUUCAAUAAUAACAGAUCCUACAUGAGAGCUGUCGCUGCGGCUUUCAUCGAAAUAAAAACAGAAAAGUUCACCAAGAAGGUACAAGUCGAUCCUUACUUGGAAGAUUCGUUGUGCUCGAUGUGCGGUGUCCAACAGGGUCCAUAUUUUUGUCGCGAACUGAUGUGUUUUCGCUACUUUUGUCGCACCUGUUGGCAGUGGCAGCACAAUCAGGAACUGCGCCAUCACAAGCCGCUCAUGCGCAACUCCAAGACGAGCAACCUCGUGGGCUUGGGAAGCGGCGGCAACGCCGGAACCGGAAACGGCAUCGGUGCAUCCUCUUUGCCUUCUCAAUAAAUUAGAUCCGAAAAUGCGUGCUACUCUACUCUGCUCUUCUCAUUACUUACUUUUAAAAAAUUCCCAAGACGGUGCAACGCGACCGAUUACUACGUCAAACAAAACACACAUACAAUAGCAAUAAAAAUCAAAAUAAAUAUCAAACGCUCACAUUAUACAUACGUACGUAUGUACACGUGGCAGGGUCGCGGCGCUAUUUCUUAAUUAACAGUAAAAAUACAGUACGUUUAAUUACGUAAUUGAAACACUUUUAUCUGCUUUUGGCCAUGCGAACUCUCAUUUAUUAUCUUUAUCUUUCUAUUGUCUCUUUUUUCGUUUGCAUUUAUGUUAUUGGAGCAGUAUACAUAUGAUAAAUAUGAAGAUGCAUUUGUUGGGGUGUAACGCCCUGUGCAUCAGGUCGUUCGUUACUUGUCGGUACAGUCCUUAGGUAAAGUUAAUAAUGAUGAAAAUGGGUGAAUCAAAAAUGUGCCUUUUUACAGAAAAAGAUAAAAUGGAAAGUGUUGUGUAAGUAUAAAAUAUUUAACUUUAACUUUGAAGUACGUAAAAAAAUUGAUAAGUAAUUACGGUGAACGCAACGUUAAAUGGAGUUAAGUGCUCUAGUGCAAUUUGUGGAUGGGUAAUUAAAUAUUAAAUUAAUGAUUUUACAAGGGACUUUGACAAUUUUACCGUACUAAUAUUUAAAAACAGUGGUUUUAUGAACAUAUCUAUUACAAUAAAUAUUAUGAAUUCACUACCAAAAAGUUUAAUUAACUUAGCGUUGUAUUUGUUAAAAAUUGGUAAUUGUGCAGAUGAUGGGGCUCCCUUUCGGGUUUUGGUAUCUUUCUAGAUAGUGAUAGAAGGGUGGAAACGGAAAGGUAUAGGUGAAAAUUGGUAAGGGCGUGAAUGAAAAGUGAUAUUGUAUAACAAGUUUUAAAAAAAAGAGGAUGGUGAAGGCGUGUAAGUGAAAAAUCGAAAAUUUGAAAAUAAAUAUCUCCCCUAGAUCUACUAAUUUAAAUAGUUGGAGCGAUUUUAGCCAGAAAAC
Messenger RNA from Agrilus planipennis (emerald ash borer), 2594 nucleotides. It is a transcript of the gene orb, whose product is annotated as cytoplasmic polyadenylation element-binding protein 1-A. Lineage: Eukaryota; Metazoa; Arthropoda; Insecta; Coleoptera; Buprestidae. Gene Ontology annotation, molecular function: mRNA 3'-UTR binding; mRNA regulatory element binding translation repressor activity; ribosome binding. The record is from RefSeq and is a predicted model, not a curated record. Bases 95 to 1573 code for a protein of 492 amino acids. The transcript has 10 exons. Gene Ontology annotation, cellular component: neuron projection; cytoplasm; nucleus. Gene Ontology annotation, biological process: negative regulation of cytoplasmic translation.